UUUGUAAUAAUUUUUUCGAAUAUUAAAAAAAAAGUGAAAUAGCCUCCCUUGGCUUGGGUGAGUGUCGAGCAUGGCGACUGCCAUGCAGCAAUUUACGCUGGAAGAUUGCAAAGCAGCUCUGAGUGAUGUCCUAGAAGCAUUUAAGCUCCCUGAGAAUGCCACCCGACUGAAUGAAGCCCACGAUAAUGCUGGCAAUGACAUGCUAAAGAGUAUGCAGAUUGUCUUUCCAGUUCUGGCACAAAUACAAAUGGAAGUUAUACAUAAAUAUGGCUUUAUGGCAGAUGGUGAUGGUCUAGUCCAGUUUACGAAAGCAGUUAGGGUGUAUGAAACGCAAGACACUGAAGUGGCUUCUCUUAAUCAAGAACUGCGGGGUUACCUCAUGCCUCCUGUGGGCAUUUCUCCACCUGCAGCCAUGGGACAAAAUGGUGCUAGCUAGCCUGUGAAGAUAGGCCAGAAUUUUGUCAUAUACAGCAUGAAGCCAGAGGCUUUUUUCUGGCACAGAAAGACAUGCGUAAUGAGGCACUGCAUCACGCUCAAGUCAGAAGACAAUGGAGCCAGUGUUCAGAAUCUUACAGAGAUGUUCUUUCCCAUACAAUCGUUAAGUGGACGUGAACAUAGGUAUUGGAUUUACAAGACACAUCACACCAUCAGAAACAUUAACAGUUACAGGAAAAAAGUGAGAGAUAAAUAAAAACGUGGUUUGCUUUCUGGAGAUGACAGGGCAGUUGCAUGGUAUGAUAACAGUGUAACAUAGUUUUCUUUAGUGUAUGUAUAGGUGUAGGAACUGUAUUUGCUCUGAUCAUUGUCAGUUGAACCAUCUUAAAAUGAUGUCCUGGUGGAUGAAGUGGGCAAUCUAGAAUGUAACAUUGUUAUGGGUCAGGAUUGGAAAUGUUAGGGUCCAAGUUUCUUUUGCAGGGAGAUGUGUUGACAGUCCCAUUCAGGAGCGAAAGCGUUGCAACA
Pomacea canaliculata is the source of this 960-nucleotide messenger RNA. Its product is annotated as protein C10-like. Gene Ontology annotation, biological process: post-embryonic development. The record is from RefSeq and is a predicted model, not a curated record. The transcript is spliced from 3 exons. Bases 71 to 436 code for a protein of 121 amino acids. Lineage: Eukaryota; Metazoa; Mollusca; Gastropoda; Architaenioglossa; Ampullariidae.